Messenger RNA from Fusarium subglutinans, 2562 nucleotides. Its product is annotated as gamma-glutamylputrescine oxidoreductase. The record is from RefSeq and is a predicted model, not a curated record. The transcript has 4 exons. Bases 1 to 2562 code for a protein of 853 amino acids. Gene Ontology annotation, molecular function: catalytic activity; ADP binding. Gene Ontology annotation, biological process: nucleoside metabolic process. Lineage: Eukaryota; Fungi; Ascomycota; Sordariomycetes; Hypocreales; Nectriaceae.
AUGUCGGCUGCAAUUGGCAAACCGCAACGUCCCGUCUCACGAGCAGACUUUCCGCUUGCUAUUAUCUGCGCCCUCUCCCUCGAAUCUGAUGCGAUAGAAGCCCUAUUUGAUGAACACUGGGACUGUCAUGUCUACAGCAAAGCCCCUGGCGACCCCAAUUCCUACUCGACAGGGCGCAUUGGCCAUCAUAAUGUCGUACUCGCCUACAUGCCCGAAGCAGGAAAGGCCAACGGAGCUUCUGUCGCGACCCAUUGUCGCGUGAGCUUCCCCCAUGUCAAAUUGGCCAUCGUGGUUGGAAUCUGUGGAGUAAUCCCCUUCACCACCGGGCCUCGAGAUGCACACCAUGAAAUCAUUCUAGGAGAUGUGAUUGUCAGCCAAAGCGUUGUCCAAUACGACUUGGGACGACAACACCCUGGUAGCUUUGAGUUCAAAAACACCAAUGAAGAGGCUCUUGGGAGACCAAACGUUGAGGUUCGCUCCCUGCUAUCGAAGCUGAAGGGCCUCCGAGCACGAAGAGCAUUUGAGUCCGACAUGAGGAGUUUCCUCACACUCCUGCAGCAAGAUCUAGAGCUGGCAGCGCAUUACCCCGAACCCGGGACAGAUCGCUUGUACGAGGCAACCUAUCGUCAUGUCGACAAAGACAUGUCGUGUGUCAAGUGCGGUUGCAACGGAAAGCUUGUGCCGCGGGAGCGGCUAAGACAGGACGUGCCAGAGCCUAAAGUACAUUUUGGAAGGAUUGCCUCCGGCGAUACUGUCAUGAAGUCUGGUGAGGAUCGCGACGAUAUCGCAAGAAAGCUUGGUGUCAUUGCGUUCGAGAUGGAGAGUGCUGGCGUUUGGGACAGCCUACCAUGUUUAGUUAUCAAGGGCGCGUGUGAUUAUGCCGACAGCCAUAAGGCUAAAGCUACCCAGAACUACGCUGCAGCGACUGCCGCUGCUUGUACUAAAGCUAUACUGCGCCAGUGGGUGGUUCCAACCAGUCAUGAUUCAGCAGGGAAGAUAAACAUAUCGCGUUUCUUGGUCCCUUUCCCGCCAAAUAGAGACUUUGUUGGCCGAGAGAACAUUCUCGCGAGCCUCCGUCAAGAAUUAUGCUUCGAAAAUUCUGAUGAGGUCGCAGCUCUCUUUGGUUUAGGAGGGGCAGGAAAAACACAGAUCGCCCUGGCAUACGCGCACGAGACACAUGCUCAAAAUCCAGAUUUGUCAGUCUUUUGGGUUUAUGCAAGUAAUGAAGAGCGCAUGAAGCAGUCAUAUGCCAUGAUCAUGCAACAAUUCGAGAUCCCUCGCGGUGGUGGCUUGAGUGAUCUUGAAUUGGUGAAGCAAUGGUUAGAAGCCGAGCAUCAAAAACCGUGGCUCAUGAUUGUCGACAAUGCCGAUGAUAUGAACCUUUUCUAUGGUGCUGGUGGUCUGAGUCGGUAUCUCCCAACUUGCCCUCAAGGUAAGCUACUCGUCACGACAAGAAAUCGGCAGGUAGCUGUCCGAGUUACUAAAGGCCGGUGCUUCAUCGAGAUUCCGCGCAUGACCGAGAGCGAAGCACAUGAACUCCUUGGUGGGCAUCUAGGGUUCUUGAGGCCCCACGUUAAUGAUCUAUCCACAUUGGCGUCGAAGCUAGAAUAUCUUCCUUUGAUACUUGUGCAAGCCGCUUCAUUCAUUAAAGAGAACGAUAUCUCUAUCAGCGAGUACCUGAGCCUUCUAGAGACAGAUAAGAACAUGAUAGAACUUCUCGAUGAGGACUUCGAGACAGAUGGCAGGUAUCCAGACUCACUUCGAACUGUUACCAAAACUUGGGCAAUUUCAUUUCAACAAAUCAGACGCCAGAAUAAAUUAGCAAGCGACUUACUAUCAAUCAUGUCUAUGUUCGAUCAUCAGCAUAUACCCGAGGACUUCUUGGUCAGUUAUGUAUCGCUCUUUUAUGGCCAGGAAAAGACUUUGGAGCGUCUUAGGGCUAUUGGGCUUCUCAAAGCCUUCUCCUUCGUGUCGAGUGGAGAAGACAACAGCAUUGCUAUGCAUCGACUGAUACAGCUCGUGAUGCGUGAAUGGCUCAUCAGAGAAGACACAAUAGAACACUUCCUGUGCAUGGCCGUCCUUGCAAUAGACGGGUCAUCUUUUCUUAAGACCAACGGCCACUCGUACACAUCAACACGAGUUUCCAGUCAUGCCUAUCACAUGCUUACCCCCUUUCGCAUAUUUCAGAAUGCUUUUGGUGCAAAUAUGUGGAGUCGUACGAAUACCCUCGACAUCUUCAAGUAUGCUUUUCGUGCCAUCUAUCGGGAUUUGAUCUUUCUCCUCACAUGCAAUGAUCUAGAAGAGAAGGCACUGGAUAAAAGGUUAGAUCUGAAAAAGGAGAGGCUUGAUACAGUCGCUAGUGCUGCGGUAUUUGAAAGCGACUAUCACGCAUUAUGGGAGAAACGAAGUUAUCUUAUACGAACGUUGAAAGUUAUUAGGGAGGAGGAACGAACUACCAUUAUACAAGAGUUGGAGACUGUUGUCCUUACAUGGCGAUUGUUGUCGCCUCCUGGCAUAAGCAAUACAUGGGAGAAAUGCAAAGCAGAUCUUCGGGGUCAUUAG